AUGGCACCAACCCUCCUACAAGCACUCAACAUUAUGCGCGAAUCAGAAGGAACGGAACACGUGGACCCUGCCGUCGCUGAUGUCCUGGAUCGCGAGCUACAAUCCAUAUGGAAGAAGUUGCGCGCCCAACCCGAUUCCUACAUCUUAACUCGCGAUGAGUACAGCCUCUUCAACCUGUACCGCCAUAAUUAUCCCAAUGAUGAUGUUGCGACGAAGGCCAUCCAACGUUUUUGGGACCGAUACCGGGGCGACGGUGUCAAGGGUCCCUAA
Messenger RNA from Aplosporella prunicola CBS 121167, 270 nucleotides. RefSeq lists its product as uncharacterized. Bases 1 to 270 code for a protein of 89 amino acids. The transcript has a single exon. NCBI's taxonomy places the organism in Eukaryota, Fungi, Ascomycota, Dothideomycetes, Botryosphaeriales, Aplosporellaceae. The record is from RefSeq and is a predicted model, not a curated record.